Molecule: messenger RNA, 909 nt
Organism: Talaromyces marneffei
Lineage: Eukaryota; Fungi; Ascomycota; Eurotiomycetes; Eurotiales; Trichocomaceae
Exons: 8
Coding region: 1-909 (302 amino acids)
Source: RefSeq, a predicted model, not a curated record
AUGGAAACCAGACACACCCCUUCUUCGGGAACUUUACUAGUCAGGAGCGGCAAAGGAUGCUCGGCCACGCGAUCUUUAGAACCUCAGCAUGAUUUCCAUUGCGAUGCUCUGGUAGAUUGUGUUAAUAAAUACAAAUCGGAAGCCGAAUUAAUACCGUCACAACCCGGACUCAAAUCAUGGCAGUGGCAGUGGAGUGGGUUCGUAGCACCAACAUGCACACUGCGUCAACAGCGUUUGAACAUGGCGAGCAAAGGUUACAUGAUCUGGACCUGUGAUCGAGCACUUCCAGAGGAAACUAUCGAAUAUAUUCAAAAUACAAUUGGACGGCGAAGACUAUAUGGGGCAGUUCUUAACGACACGAACACAACAACCCCUAACGACGCGAAAGCAACGUAUAACUGCGCAGAAGACUGGAAAAAAGACUGGAAAAAAUACCGAAACGAAUGGGAAAAGAUUCUCAUGGAUGGUAGUCGGUUUGGGACAGUCCUUACAGCCAGCCUUCCUAGCAACCAUCCAGAACCUUACUUUUGGCAAGGCCCCCUGGUCAGACGAUUUAUAAAAAAUAAAUCACCGUCUAAAUUGAUGAAAGCUCAACCAUGCCCAGAAUCUAUUGCAUUCAUCAAACCAUUAGAUGAGGCGUUGAGUCCCACCAAUGGAAUGUUCAAGAUAUACCGGGGCUCGGAGCAUCUUCAGACGGAGGAAGAACUCAGAGCCAGUGGAAUUCCUGGUGAGACAGUUUUCAUUGCAAGGAAUCAAUUAUUGGUAAUUAGACCAGUGUGGGUGGAGACAAGCGAUGAAGGGGGCGCGAUAUUCUUGUGGGCAGGCUAUUCAUCCCAUUUGAUUGAACUUUAUGACUAUAAAGCGCGAGAUUUUAUUCAGGCUGCAUAUACCGGUGGUAUGAUGGACUAA